CCCGCGCUUCUUGAGGGGUCGGAGCAGAGACGGGAGUGUACAGUUUGCGUUGUCAACGGCGCGAGUCGCACCAAAGUGCGAACAAUGAGUGCGAUUCAGUGCCUGGUGACUUACGGCACACACAAGAUCGUUGUCACUGUGGACGGAGAGCACCGGCGCCCCGAUUUAAUUCGAUGCCUUGCUCAAAAACAGGUAUUCGAAGGAGUGGACCUCGAACCAAGCCACAUCAUGGUCUAUCAUGCCGGGUUCGAAACAGAUGUGGACCUCACCGAUGACAUGAUCCUUGAAGACAAAGCACUUUUAAAAGUUGUGCAAGAUGAGCAGCAGUUCAGGAUCAUGGACGUCAUCAUGCAAGAUGAUCCUGGAACGUCCAGAGCUCCGUCAAAAAAAUCGUCGGAGUAUAAGCUUCCUCCCGUGCCCCUUGACAUCACACAGGCAAUGCGAAAGCAUACUAAAGGUCACUAUGUGGGUUGCAGAAGCAGACUGAUCCAGUGGCUCUACCAUGACCUGUGUCUGUAUGAUAUGUACCCAGAUAAACUGUAUGAGAAGGCUGCAAAGUGCCUUGUGGAUAUGUUCCCCACGCUUGCAGACACCACAGGAAGUGGACAUGACUCCUGGCGCCUCGCACUUCGCUUCAAGGCGAAGCGUGAACGUGUGAAACUUCGCCAGACGGAAGAAGGGUACGGCGAAAAUGGGGCUCCACCACGGAAGCAGCAGAAGCAGGCGAGGGUGCCAAAGGACCCGAAGCCUAAACGAGUGACAAGGCCUGGCACCAAUAUCGUGCUGCCAGCCGAUGGAGAGGACGAGGAGAGUUUCCAGGGCCAUGUCCUUGGCAUGGACAAGGAGAUGCAAAAGUCAAGCCCUAAUGUGGCCUAUAUAACGGACUCCUUGGCAAGGACGUUUCCCACACGGAGGUUGUGGGUCACAAGUCUUAACCCAAGUGUGGCGGAAAUCGUGGAAAAAUAUCCUGCUUUGAAGUGCGGCACCUUUCUCCAACAGGAGUUCACGGCAGCAACAGGCUGCACAAUAGAAGACAAGCUGCUGGAGGGGCUGUCCAACAGCAGCCUACGCAUCUUGGAGGCUGCCAGAAAGAAGAGGCACCUUGCCGCGUUCUUCGACGACCUCGACGGUCGUGCUGCAGGAGUGGACGCUGGUCCAGAAAAUGAUGUCUUGACCAUGGCUGCAUUGUACGUUUUGCCAUGCCUGGUGAAGGAAAGAAGUUUGACCUUUCUCCACCCAGAUGACCCAGCAGAACUUCCACCGUACCCGACGGUGGGUUAUGAGGGAGAUUUUUACCAGGCGGCGUCGUUCAUCGUUUCCGUCGAUGAACUGCGGAUUGAGGAAGCGACACUGUUGGGUGCCAUCAGUACAAUGAUGGCCAUGUACUGGGUAUUUAAUAUGGAGUUUUUACCAAAAUCGUCGAAGACGCUCCAGCUGCUGUCCCAUAUGGUUGGUGUAGAUUGUGCCCUUGCAGCUAGCCCACUUGUGCUGGUGGCGAAAGGAAUAAUUGAUGGCUAGGGUAGCGCAUGCUCUGAAGUUAUAGAGGAAAAGAGUGCAAAAGACAGGUAGGAGAACCAGGACAGGACAAACCGCUACUAUCAACUGGCAUUUUUUAAAAUAGAAAAAAAAAACUGAACAUUUUUUUUUUGUGAUAGAAAAGGGAGUUAAGGCUGUGCGUGUGCUCUGUUUCUUCUUUUUGUCUUGUGUGCGCCAAUGUGAAGACCCACGUGGUUGUUUUCGGGCACAUUAAAUAAACAAAUUAAUAUUAUUAAGGCUAGUGACUGUGCGCUAAUGCAGGCGGCCCCCCUCUGGCUCUGAUGAUUUGAGCCUCUUAGAUCUCCCUGGCUCUUGGGUUGUGUUGUUGCUUGGGGAUUCUGGUUCUAGGAAACCCAGGGGUGCAUUUGCACUCUCGGAUAUGUAAAGCGU
This is a messenger RNA of Ixodes scapularis (black-legged tick), 1926 nucleotides long. RefSeq lists its product as uncharacterized. Bases 85 to 1518 code for a protein of 477 amino acids. Lineage: Eukaryota; Metazoa; Arthropoda; Arachnida; Ixodida; Ixodidae. The record is from RefSeq and is a predicted model, not a curated record. The transcript has 9 exons.